Molecule: messenger RNA, 1586 nt
Organism: Daktulosphaira vitifoliae (grape phylloxera)
Lineage: Eukaryota; Metazoa; Arthropoda; Insecta; Hemiptera; Phylloxeridae
Product: pickpocket protein 11-like
Exons: 9
Coding region: 135-1586 (483 amino acids)
Biological process (GO): sodium ion transmembrane transport
Cellular component (GO): membrane
Molecular function (GO): ligand-gated sodium channel activity
Source: RefSeq, a predicted model, not a curated record
AAUUAUUCAAAACUUACACUGAUAAUGAUUUUUACUGCAACACCAAAAGUAUGCUCAUGUAAACUUUUCAAUAAAAAAUAAUAGUAAGGAUUUAAAUUGUGACAGUCAUAUUCUAGUCUGAUAAUAGCAAUAAAAUGUAUUGGAAUGAAUUAAAUCCCCAAAAGAAAAUCAUACCUUUUAAAUUUGAUGAUUCAAGUAUUAAAAGAACUAAGACUCGUGCUGUAAUUAAACUAAAGACAACAAUAAACAAAUUUAUCAAUUUAUUUUUUUCAUCUUCGAACAUUCACGGAUUUAACCAUUUGACACAUGAAAAUAGACAUUUCAUAGAAAAACUUUUGUGGGUCAUCGUUAUAUGUUUCUGUAUUUACGGUGCAAAACAAAUAGGAGAAUCAACAUGGACUCGCUAUCAAGAAAAUCCAACUGUCAUAUCGAUGGAGAGAGAUUAUAAAGAAUGGUCUACAGCAUUGCCAGCUAUAACUUUGUGUCCAACAGAUAACUUGGAUAACCAAAAGUUCGAAGAAAUUAUCGAAAAAGAAUAUCCAGGAAUUUCCGAAGAUGAAAAGUCGGAGCUGCGAGAAUUCUUAGUAUUGUUGGCAAAUGCUACUUAUGGAACAUUUAAAAAAUUGCCUUUUUACGAUAAAAUAAAACCUUAUAAAUAUUUAUCGUUAGUUGAAAAUCUCCAAAUACACAUCAUGUACACUAUUACAAACAGCAACAUGGAGGGAUAUGCGCUUUUUAAUUUAGUGUCAACUAUAUCUGAACUCGGAUUUUGUCAUACUUACAAUGGAGAAAUUGCUCCCUAUAAUGAUUAUUACUAUUGGAUGCAGAAUAAUAGAACCAUUUUGCCUACUAAAGGUUUCUUAUCAGGAACACCAUUAGAUGGAGAUGUUUUUACUCAAAUAACCUCUAUGAAUUUUGGUUAUAUAGGUUUCUUACAUUCACCAUAUGAAGCUCCUGAUAUUGCUAAUCGAAUAUAUUCUUCACCAGAAAGUUAUUACAAAACUUUGGAUGUAUCCGCUUUAAGCAUAUACAGCACUAGCGAUAUAAUAUCUCUCAAACCCAAACAGAGAGGUUGUAGGUAUACAUAUGAAAGCGAAUUAAAAACAAGUCCCAUUUACACGUACAAUUUAUGUCGCAAUGAAUGUCGGAUGGAACAAGCCAAGCGACUUUGCGGAUGUGUACCAUUUUUUUACAGACCAGACCCAAGCUUUAAGAUCUGUGAUGUUAAAGGAAUGCAUUGUUUAGAUGAAUAUGAAGAUUACCUUGUAAAACUCAGAAAUACAUCCGAUGAUAACAAGAAAGUUUUUUGUGGAUGUCUUCCCCCGUGUGAUGAUGUGAGUUAUAUUGUAGAAGGAGAAAAUACUAUUCAAUGGUUUCUUGGAACUAAUUUAAAAUGGGGCUUAAUCAAAUUUCCGAAAAUGCGUUUGAAAAGAAAUUUGCUGUUUGGGUUUACAGACGUUUUAGUAUCAAUUGGUGGUGCAGCUGGGCUGUUUUUUGGCUGUUCGGUAUUGAGUUUUUUAGAGAUUAUAUACUUUUUAACACUACAACUAUUUUGUAUAGCUUUUACAAAGAGAGAAAAUAUUUAA